AUGACAGAAGGUGACUAUCCUAAAGCGGAAAGUGCCAGAUCUUUUCGACCAGAGGAAAAUGAAAAAUUUGUAAAACUCUUUAAUGAGCAGAAAUUCAGACCUAGAACUGCUAUUUUAAAAGUCUGGUUUAAAUAUCCUACCAACAUGUUCUUUCAACCCAUACCAGCUCAAGAUAAAAUAACUUUUACGAAUAGAAUAGAUGGAUUUUAUAAGCCGGAAAUAUACUAUACAGAUACUGAUAGUUUAUACAUUUCGUCUAGCAAUUGGGAUAAAUUAAAUGAAGCUGGGUUGGUGUCUGAAAACGAAAAUAGCAAAGGGAAGAAUGAUUAUGGUGAUGGUGGAAUCAUAUUUGGUUUAUAUUUAGCGCCAAAAGUAAAAUACAAUAUCAUUCUAACUUCCGACGGUAUUCUAAAAGAAAAGAAAACGUUUAAGGGUUACUCUAACUAUAAGAUUAAGGUAGAAGACUACAUUCAAUUAGCUAGUGGACAUGACGUAACGAAUGAAUUUGAUAAACCUUGGGUAAAAAGUUUUACUGAUGGAAUAGUUAUUCCUAAUGAAAAACAAAAGAAAGUUUUCAGAAGUUAUCUGAAUCUCGUUAAGAGAAAAGCACCAAACAGUGAAGGAAUUAUGUAUCCUUACACGACGGAAAAGAAUUGA
This is a messenger RNA of Lottia gigantea (owl limpet), 657 nucleotides long. RefSeq lists its product as hypothetical. Gene Ontology annotation, molecular function: nucleic acid binding; nucleotide binding. Bases 1 to 657 code for a protein of 218 amino acids. The transcript has 2 exons. Lineage: Eukaryota; Metazoa; Mollusca; Gastropoda; Lottiidae. The record is from RefSeq and is a predicted model, not a curated record.